AUGUCACAUUUUGACUCCAGCUGUGACUGCUGCUGCAACCGUGCCGGGGCAGCCAGGGUCUUCCUGCCACUUGUUGCUGACUCCCUUCCACUCCCAAAGGCAAAGUUCGAGGAGGGCUUAGCACCGCUGCCCGAAGGUCGCGUCAUCAUGCCUAAAGACAUCUUCGAGUUACUGACAUUUUUGGGCUACAUCUUCCUCAAUCCGGUGGAGGUUCGUGCGCUGAUGGACAAGGCAACCAGGUAUGACUACAUGGGCUUUGACGACUUCGAAGGCUUCAUGGGCCAGUACACGCAGUACUGCCAGCAGCAGUAUUUGGUGAUCUUCAAUCGAUUUGAUGAAGAUAGUUCUGGCACGAUCUCGAUCGAGGAGCUGCGAGAGAUGCUCCACUACCUCGGCUUCAUGCCGAACCGGCGGAUGAUCGAGGAAGCUCUCUCUGCCAUCACCGCCGGUGGCAGGGAUUGCCUGGAUUUCGAUCAACUCGUGCUGUUUCUGCUAGUCUACCGCCGCAGAGAGGGCUUCGUCCGUGCCGAGGUCGCAGAGCUGCAGCAGAUUCAUGCUCUUUACAGCGAGGGUGAUCCUCCCCUGAUGCCGGUGUCCAUGCUCGGUGCGGCGCUCAAGCAGGCUUUUGGCCGCCAGGUGGCCCACGUUGCUGCCGAAGUCCAGGAACAAUUGCAGAAAGGCCAGAUCUAUCGUUCGCGCACUUCUGCCCCCGAUCCGGACUACGAGCCUGAGAAGCUGCGCUUGUCUGACUUCUUGAUCAUCUGCCGGAACUGCCGAGAGCAGCUCCACAAAGAGAUGGAUUCGAUCUGGCCACCCAGUCGGGAGUCUGACGCGGAGAAGUCUGAAGAGGACCGUGGCCUCGCCAUCAAGUGCAACCCACAUGGCGAAGGCACCAUCUGCGACGAGGAGUUGCGCACAGCCCUACAGGGCAUGGGCUACGUGCCGCUGACGAAAGCGGUUCUGGACAUCUACUGCCAGGUGAUCGGCAGCCCCAUCCCGCGAGAUCUCGACUAUGAUGAAUUCUUCGACUUCGUGUGGAUUUUCAGGAGAAACUGCGGGUUUUCCAGCGAAGAGCUGGAAGAUAUUCGUGAGCUCUUCGAGCGGAGCGACGAGGAUGGCUCCGGCGAGAUCUGCACUACGGAGUUGGGCCAGAUCUUUCGCGCUCUGGGUUACAAGGCCAACAUGGAAGAGAUCACUGGAUUGCUCCUCGACGUCGACUUUGACGAGAGUGGCUUCCUGAGCAUGACGGAGUUUGUGACACUCAUGGGCUACUUCCGCACGCUGGAGCUGAAGAAGAUUCAGGACGUCUUUCAGGAGACGGCGGUGGAAGGCUAUCUUCACGUGGAUGGCAUCAAACAAGCGUGCAAGAUGCUGGGCAAGCACAUGCUAGAGACGCCAGAAGAGGAGGAUGACGAGCUGGACUUUGAAGACUUCGUGGACUGGGUCGAUGAGAGCAGGCACAAGAGCAUGAUGCACGAGCGGAAGCUGGCUGGAUUCGGUUACUGGAAGGUAGAGUGCCUCCGCGAGCUGUUCAAGGAGUUCGACAGAGAGGAAAAGGGAUUCUUGGAGAUUCAAGCACUGACAAAGCUCCUGCAACACCUGGAAUUCAUUGAUGCUCCCCGCUCGCGAAUGGAGCAGAAGACGCUCUUGCGUCAGAUCGAAUCUGCGCGGAAGCACGCUUACGAAUCUGGUGUUCGGGAGUCAAUCCUCGAGCAGGACCACAACGUCACGUUUUGGACUUUCGUGCAGCUAUGUCGGCUGCUCCAGUCCCACCGCGAACGGUUGGAAAGCAAGAAGACCUCGGAUCUCAUGGCGGAGCUGAAGUUUACGAAGUUCGAGGUGGAGCAAUUCCGUCACGUUUUUGCCCAGUGGGCAAGAUGGCAACCGGAUGGGGAAGACUCCACGCGUGAGAUUGACACAACAACGGAAACCUUGUCGCAGGAGCAGGUCUUUCGAGUGUUCCGCUCCGCAGGCGCCUCGCUGGCCGGCCAUCGAAUGAGCGUGCUGCUCUGGGCCCUGGAGCCUUUGCAGGAGGGCUUCCGCAGACUGAACUUCCACAACUUCCUGAGGCUCAUGCGCUGGGUGGUCGAUACGGAUUUCGCCGGAUUGGGCAGCGGCCUAAUCACAGCAAAGUGCCCCUCGGCGCACAGUUUGGCGAGGGCAAUCCCAGGCAGAUGGUUUUGCAGGUGA
Symbiodinium natans is the source of this 2190-nucleotide messenger RNA. Lineage: Eukaryota; Dinophyceae; Suessiales; Symbiodiniaceae. The record is from the annotation of a GenBank genome assembly.